Molecule: messenger RNA, 1945 nt
Organism: Camellia sinensis
Lineage: Eukaryota; Viridiplantae; Streptophyta; Magnoliopsida; Ericales; Theaceae
Source: RefSeq, a predicted model, not a curated record
AACCGUUGGCUACUCGGUCUCCUCACUCACUCCGACUUCAAAUAAAAGGCCGAGGCCUAAUCAAGCCGGGCCACUCUAAUCUCAAGCAGAUUUCAAACCGCCCAAAAGUCUCGAGUUAUUUUUACACCCUACCCACCGAGUGCCCUUUAUCCAUCAACCGUUGGCAACUCCGUCUCCUCAACUCACUCGCUCACUCACACUCACUCCCUUAACUGGUAUUUUCCCGGGCAUUUUCCACACAACAUUCCGAACCUAACCCCAUCCCAUGCUCACUAAAUUCAUGCUCCGACCUCACUCUCUCCCUUUCUCCUUUCUAUCUGCACCCUUCUUCUCCCCCAACCUCCCUCCUCUCUCCAAACCCCUCUCUCUCCUCACCACCACCACCACCGCCGCCGCUGCCGCCAUAGACCAAUCCUUCUCCUAUGGCCCCUCCCUCCACAAAGGCCUCAAAUUCCCCCACCAUCACCACUUCCAAGAAGAAGAACAAGAAGUAGAAGACGACGACGACGACCUAAUCGACAGAGAGAGCUUCGCUCGCGUCUACGACGUCUCAGCCCUUCGAGUCCCCUCCGAACAUUGCUUUUCCCUCGAGAGCCGCCUCCGAGGCCACCUCUUGAACUGGCCUCGCGUCCGCAACAUCGCUAGGGUUCCCGGUGACGAAAUCGAAGACGACUUCAAGAAAUUUCUUAAAACCAAUUCGAAUUCUGGUUCUGAAUCUGAUGAUGGUGAAGGCGAGAGCUUGGUGUCUCUCAAUCGGCGAAUUUACGGAAAAGCUGAGGGAGAUGGUGAGAAAUUGAGUUUGGUUUUGUAUAGGGAUAGGUUAGCGAGGACUUUUAAUUCGCUAGGGUUUGUCAAGUUUAGGAAUUUGGCGAAGCUGUCGAGGCCGAAGAAGAGGAAGAAAGGAGUUGGGGAGGAGAGGAAGAGGAAAGGGAUUGUUGGGAAGAAUGAAUUUUUCAUGGUGGAGGUUGUUGAGGAUGAGGGAGAUGGGGAUGGGGAGGACUUGAGUGGGUUGCUUGGGGAUGAGUUUAAAGGGAGGAGAUGGAAGGGUUCGACUCGGUUGUUGCUUUUGGAUGAGAGGUAUGGCGGCGAAAGCUUGGACAAUUUGCCUGAAGCAAUUAAGGUGGUGUUAAAUGAGAAUGGGAGGGAGGAUACGACAUCAUCUUUUGAGCUUGUGAGAUGCAAGCUGACUUUGUUUUAUAAUUACUGGCAGAUGAAUGAGAUUUUGGAGGCCUUGCUACCUAACAGUAUGAUUGUUCCUUCAGCUUUUGAAACAGUUGGGCACAUUGCUCAUGUGAACCUGAGGGAUGAACAUCUUCCAUACAAGAAGCUUAUUGCAAAGGUAGUCUUGGAUAAGAACAAGCCAAAGAUACAAACAGUUGUCAAUAAGAUUGAUGCCAUUCAUAAUGAUUAUAGGACGAUGCAGCUUGAAGUUUUAGCUGGAAAUCGUUCCCUUGUGACUAUAGUUGUUGAGAAUGGACUGCGUUUUCAUGUUGAUUUGGCAACAGUGUAUUGGAAUUCGAGGCUAGCAACUGAAAGGCAGAGGCUUCUGAAUUGCUUCACAUGUUAUGAUGUUGUUUGUGAUGUUUUUGCUGGGGUUGGUCCGAUAGCUAUAUCUGCAGCAAGAAAAGUGAAACAUGUAUUUGCUAAUGAUUUAAACCCCUUUGCGGUUGAAUAUCUGGAAAGGAAUUGUGUCCUCAACAAACUUGAGAGGAAGAUAGAAGUUUUUAACAUGGAUGGAAGGAGGUUCAUUGAUGCUAUGUUUGCAAGUCAAAAAGCUCAAUCCAUCACACAAGUGGUUAUGAAUUUGCCAAAUGACGCUGCAGAGUAUCUAGAUGUAUUCAGGGGAAUAUUUAGAACAAAGCCCAAGCAGAGAGAAAUUACCUUGCCAAAGAUCCAUGUUUAUGGAUUCUCAAAAGCCCAAGAUCCGGAGUUUGAUUUUCAUGAG